Molecule: messenger RNA, 2012 nt
Organism: Limulus polyphemus (Atlantic horseshoe crab)
Lineage: Eukaryota; Metazoa; Arthropoda; Merostomata; Xiphosura; Limulidae
Product: Down syndrome cell adhesion molecule-like
Exons: 13
Biological process (GO): cell-cell adhesion
Molecular function (GO): protein binding
Source: RefSeq, a predicted model, not a curated record
CUGGCAGUGGGACUGACUUUGAACAGAUACUGAGUGGGCCAGAUUAUCAAGUGUUUGAGAAUGGUACUUUAAGAAUUGUCCGAACAAAACUUCAAGAUAGAGGGCAUUAUCUAUGUCAAGCCAAUAAUGGAGUUGGACCUGGAUUAAGCAAAGUAGUUCAUGUGACUGUUCAUGUUCCUGCACAUUUUGAGAUGGAUGAACAGACAAUAACUGUGAAAAAAGGACAGGAGACUAAACUGUUAUGUGAAGCUAUUGGAGAUAAACCUAUGGCAAUUAUUUGGAACCAGAAUAAUCAUCCACUGAACCCAAUAUCUGAGAAAAGGUAUGCUCUAAAUGAGAAACUGACAAAAAUUGGUAUGGUAUCUGAAAUCACCAUUUUUGAAUCUCGGAGAAGUGACACUGGGAGCUUUGUUUGUCUUGUAACAAAUGCAUUUGGUCACGAUGAGAUUAGACUGCAACUAAUUGUGCAAGAACCUCCAAGUCCUCCUCAAGAAGUUAGACUCAUGGAAAGCAGGAGUAGAUCGGUAACAAUACAAUGGAAUACACCUUAUGAUGGAAACAACCCUCUACUUUCUUAUGUUAUCAUGUUCAAAAAUAAGUCAGAAUCAUGGGAUGGACAAGUUUCAAAUGUAACAUUGAAAGCCACACAGAAGAAAGCAACAAUAAGAGACUUACAUCCCUCGUUUACCUACAACUUUUGUGUUUUAGCACAAAAUGCUUUAGGAUAUAGUGAACCAUCAGCGAUAAUCAAUGUUACAACAAAUGAAGAAGUGCCAGGUGGACCACCAACUUCAGUUACAGCAAAAGCUCUUAAUGAAUCAUCAAUUAAAAUAUUCUGGAAGCCUCCUCCCAGGGUUCUUCAGAAUGGUAGAAUUAAGGGCUAUUACAUAGGAUAUAAAGUGUACAAUUCCACAGAUCUCUACCACUACAAAAACCUAGAGGGAGAUAGAGUGGAGUGUGUUUUGUUUAACCUACAGAAGUUUACUAGAUACAGUGUUUUGGUCCAAGCUUACAACUCUAUGGGAGCAGGGCCUAGAUCUGAUGAAGUUUUAGUGUUAACUAAAGAAGAUGUUCCAGACAAACCUCCUGCUGGUGUUAUUUGUUCUGCUUUGACUUCUUGGAGUUUGCACAUAGAAUGGACACCUCCAUCUCUGAAGUCCAUAAAUGGGAUUUUACAGGGAUUUCAUGUAACCUACAGACCAGUUUUCACAAAGAAGAGUGAUACAGAAAGUCGCAGAGUUGGAAGUGAAGAUUUAACUAUCAACUUAACUGGGUUGGAAAUCUUCACAAACUACAGCAUUCGAGUGGCAGCAUACUCUAGAGUUGGAGAUGGUGUUUUCAGUGAUCCUGUUUAUUGUAGAACACUUGAAGGAGUUCCAGGAGAACCAGCAAACAUUAAAGUAUUUAUCAUGGCUCAAAAUGCCAUUCUGGUUAGUUGGAAGCCACCUUUAAAACCGAAUGGCGAAGUUAUAAAGUAUACAGUAUAUAAGCGAACAAAAAUUGAAGGGAGACAGAAUAUAUCUAAGGCCAUUUUACCAGCAAACCAGUUGACAUUUGAAGCCAGAGACCUAGUACUUGGACAACACUAUGAAUUCUGGGUAACAGCUUCAACAAGUAUGGGUGAAGGUGGCUCUAGUCCAAUUAUUGUACAGACUCCAGAUCGUAGAGCACCAGCAAAAAUAGCUUCUUUUGGUGAUCAGAUUAUAGUUCAGCAACAACAAGAUAUCGAGCUACCUUGUAGGGCAGUCGGUCUUCCAACCCCAUUUAGGGAAUGGAGAUAUAGAGGUCAGCUUGUAAACAAAACUGAUAGAUUAGAGGUAUUUCCUACUGGAACUUUGAGAAUUGAGAGUGUAAGGUUUGAGGAUUCUGGAAAUUAUUCCUGCAGUGUGUGGAACAUAUAUGGGUCGGAUGAGAUUAUAUAUGUGGUAAAUGUAGAAGGUAAGGUAACAUUUUAUCUAUCAUAUGUGUGUGUCUGUAUAAAUACAAGUAUUAGGAAAGAAAUUUAUUGCUAA